ACACGUCAUAGCCCUAUGGUAGACCAGACCCGUACAGAGCCAGAGCGGAAACCCCUCCCGAAUCCCAGCUCCGGCAGCCGAGCAAAAGAAAAGAGGAAUACCAAGAAAUCAGGAGACAAGGAGAAAUAACUGGAGAAAAGAAACUAUCCUAAUCAAGAAAGAUGCAGAACUGAGGGUGACUAUCCAUCCUCCCGGCCCGGUGAAGUGUGAGACUAAAUAGCGUGUCGUGAGGAAAAGGGAAGAGGGACGAUGGGGUUCGGACGGGACCUGGGGAACUCCCACGAUGGGCUGUUGAAGCUGCAGGACUGGGAGCUGAAGCUGCUGGAGACAGUGAAGCGCUUCAUGACGCUACGGGUGAAGAGCGACAAGGAGUAUGCCUCUCUCCUCCUCAACAUCAGCCAGCAGGUGGACAAGCACGACAACUCCUCCCAGAUGGACUACAUCAGCAACGUCUCCAAGUCUUGGGCCCACAUGGUCCAGCAGACAGAACAGCUGAGUCAGAUCAUGAAGUGUCACGCGGAGGAGCUGAACUCUGGCCCUCUGCACAGACUCACUAUGAUGAUCAAAGACAAGCAGCAGGUUAAGAAGAGCUACCAGAGCAUCCACACACAGAUCGAGUCCGAGAUGAACAAGGUGACAAAAAGCGACCUAGAAAAGUUAAAAGGCACCUACAGACAAUUAACAAAGGAUGCCCACAGUGCCAAAGAAAAAUACAGAGACGCAAUGGUGAAAGGCAAGGAGCCGGAGAAGGCGAGGGAGCGUUACGACAAGGCCACCAUGAAGCUUCACAACCUCCACAACCAGUACGUGCUGGCGGUGCGGAGCGCCCAGCUCCACCAGGAGCACUACCACGACACCACGCUGCCCCUCCUGCUCGACUCCCUGCAGAAGAUGCAGGAGGAGAUGAUCAGUGCACUGAAGGGGAUUUUGGAGGAAUACAGUGAAAUAACCAGUCUCUUAACUGAUGAAAUAGUGAAAGUCCACAAAGAAAUCCACACCUCCAUCGACCAAAUUGAUCCUGUGUCAGAGUAUGAACACUUCAUUGAGGUUCACAGGUCUCCAGAAACCAAAGAACCAAAUGUAGAAUUUGACGUCUCACUGUUGGAGGAAACCGAGAAUCUUCAAGCAAACGAGAUCCUAUGGAACAAUUUGACUGCAGACAGUUUACAAGCGAUGCUGAAAUCCACAUCAGAUGAGCUGGGCCUCACUCAGCAGAGCCUACGCACCAAGGAGGAUCUCAUGCAAGACUUGGAAAACAAGCUUGAUGAGUCCACCAAAACAUGUGAAAAGAAGUCUGAUGUGGUGCUGCUGCUCAGUCAGAAGCAGUCUUUGGAGGAGCUGAGGCAAACGGUCCAGUUGUUACGCUGCACAGAAGCCAAGCUGGGCGCCCAGAAGGACCUGCUUGACCACAAGAUGCAGGAGAACGAGGGCAAGGAGCCUCCCCCCAUGGUCAACUACGAGGACGACGCGCGCUCCGUCAACUCCAUGGACAAAGGCAAAGACAGGACAUCAAAGUUUGACACCUUGCGUCAUUCCUUAGCCGGCAUCCUCCGCUCUCCCAAAUCAGUCCUUGGCUCAUCAUCGUUUUUCGACGUGAUCCCAACUAGUGAGAAGCCCCUGGGGGACCAGGAGUGGUACCAUGGGGCCAUCCCCAGGACCGAGGCCCAGGAGCUGCUCAAAGAGCAGGGAGACUUCCUGGUCCGGGAGAGCCACGGCAAGCCUGGCGAGUACGUCCUGUCUGUGUUCUCAGAGGGACAGCGGAGACACUUCAUCAUCCAGUUUGCAGACAACCAGUAUCGUUUUGAAGGCACUGGCUUCCCGACCAUUCCUCAGUUAAUUGAACACCAUUACACUUCAAAGCAAGUUAUUACCAAGAAGUCUGGGGUGGUGCUUUUAAACCCAGUCGUCAAGGAUAAAAAAUGGAUACUCAACCAUGAGGAUGUUACUCUUGGAGAGCUUCUUGGCAAAGGCAACUUUGGUGAGGUAUUUAAAGGAACAUUGCGGGACAAGACUCCUGUGGCAGUCAAAACAUGUAAAGAGGAUCUUCCACAGGAGCUGAAGAUUAAGUUCCUAUCAGAAGCCAGGAUCCUCAAACAAUAUGACCACGCAAACAUUGUGAAGCUGAUAGGCGUUUGCACACAACGACAGCCUAUUUACAUUGUGAUGGAGCUAGUGUCAGGAGGGGACUUCUUGUCGUUUCUACGGAAGAAGAAGGAAGACCUGAAGACCAAACAGCUGGUGAAGUUUUCAUUAGAUGCUGCUGCAGGAAUGGCUUACCUCGAGCUCAAAAACUGCAUCCACAGGGAUCUGGCGGCUAGGAAUUGUCUGGUGGGAGAGAGCAACCUGCUGAAGAUCAGCGACUUUGGGAUGUCGAGACAAGAGGACGAUGGGAUCUACUCGUCGUCUGGCCUCAAACAGAUCCCCAUCAAGUGGACGGCUCCAGAGGCUUUGAAUUAUGGGAGAUACAGCUCGGAGAGUGAUGUGUGGAGUUUUGGCAUCCUCCUAUGGGAAACGUUUAGUCUAGGAGUGUGUCCUUACCCAGGGAUGACCAACCAGCAGGCCAGAGAGCAAGUGGAGAAAGAUUACAGAAUGUCCUGUCCAACAAAGUGCCCUGAGGAGAUUUACAAAGUCAUGCAGAAGUGCUGGGAGUACAAACCUGAAAAUCGGCCAAAGUUCGCCGAUCUUCAGAAAGAACUGGCCUCGAUCAAGAAGAAAUAGCAGCCUGGUAGGGGAAGGUGGACCAGGUCAUGUCAUCACAUCCAGGGGAUCACCCCCUUACAACCUGAGAGAAACACCACAGAACGUUACAGCCUUGAUGCUACUUGUCGUGAUUGUACUCACGAUGUAUACUUUGUCACAAAAUCACUGUGUUAUUUGCCUAGGCAACUGUUUUGAGCCAUUAUCAAGGAGAGAGAUCUCUGCUUAGCUUGGAUCAUUGUCAAAAUAUGACAGUAUUAGUUUUUUUAAACCUGGUGUUCCUUUAUUUCUGUUCCUUUCUCUUACUGAACCUCUGCAACUAAAGGUGUUUUGAGACAUAACCAUGCAAACAUGUGUACAAUAGAUACAAUUCAUCAUGCUCCAUUGCACUUCUGUCGUUUUGCUAUUGGUCAUCACUCGGGCAUAGCCACGAUAACGAGAAAUGUAACAAUUUCUAGUUUUUUUUUUAGGGCCCUGAGUUUGGUCCUGUUAAGGUUAGAUGAGUAAUAUGACUUGAAAAUGCAAAGCAGUCUGGUGCUCCGUGUAGCCGUGCAACGUCUAAAAAAGACUGUCUAGAUGCCCUCCGUAGCUCAUUUCAGUCUUCAGAGACAGAUGGAGUUUGAGAACCAGUUCCUACCCAAGGACGUAACAGUUUAUACCUAAGGGUAUAGUGUCUGUUUUUGUCUCGAGCUUGACUUUUUGACAUUCAGCAAGAAGUUUUUUCUUCUUCCUGUGAAGUCUUAUUGUGAUGUGACAGUUUGAUUUGAGAUCUGUGAAUCAUUUCUGUCCUAAGAUUUCGUAAAGUAUUCUCUUUUUGCCCACUAUUUAAUGUAGAAACCCUUUGAGUAAAACAUACAAGGAUAGGUGCAAUUUGUGACACCCUUUUCCUAUAAUUGUUUGGGCUUUGUAAUGUAGAAAUAUUGCAAUAAGGCCAUUUAUUUAGAAUUAAUAUAAUUUUACUUAGAAAUAUUAAAUGUUUCAGACCCUCCAGAAUGCUGACUAUUUUCUACGUUUUGGUCUCUGUUGUUACAAGCUCAAUACUCAUCAUUUGAGAAUUAGAAUGUACCAUAACUGUACUAUCUGACUUGAAAUGUGAAUUUAGCAUUUUGUGUCAAAAACAAUCCGCUUUUACAUAGCUACGAGAGUUUUAAGGAGCUCCAUUUUUCAUGUAUUCAUUUUUGUGGUAUUUUUUUACUUCCAUUUAAAAAAAAUAAAACUACUGUUCUAAAUCGUUGAUAGACAUGCAUUCAGCAAUGAACAGUGAACUUGUUUUCAUUAAGUAUACUUCGGGCCAGGAGUUGUAUCUGACCAUGCGACAUGACCAAGAGAGAACUCUGGGGCCUAGUCUAUACCUAUGGUCUACAGUUUUCCUGGCAAGGUAAUUCUCCGGUCCCUAAUAUAGUAUAUUCGCUAUUCCAGCCACUCCUGUAUGAUGUAAUUUCUCUGAGGGUGCCAUGUUGUUUCUAUGUCAACCAAGCUGCUUGCCAUUUGUGCUGAUAGCCCAAGCGUGUCUUCAAAAGCAUCUUCUGUGAAGUAACACGUCACAUCCAUCCAUCAGUUUCACUCCUAUUAGAAUGAUGGAACUCUUGUCUUUCAAAAAACAUUCCUCCUGUAUUUUGUAAAUACUUGUAGAUGCUAUAACUUUUAUUUUAUGCAAAUGUAGGUCACGUUUUGUGUGUUUCUCUAUUGGAAGUGUUUCUUCCAAUGAUUUAUUCGAUAAAGAAAACAUUUUCUAUGUUUUGCUUCUGAAUCUGCAUGAUUGUUUGUACAUUUUUAGUAUAUGUAUAAAAGAUUUUUGGAAAAAUCCUCUUUCCUAUCCAUUAUACAAUGUCUCCUGCUCAUCUAUCCUGUAUCCUCAUCUUACUGUGUCACAAAUUACACCCUAUUCCCUAUAUAGUGCACUUAUAUGCCAAAGGUAGUACAUUAUAUGGCGAAUAGGGUGUCAUUUGAGACACAGGCUUUGGUUCGUUGACAGGAGUAACAGUUAUUUUCUUCAUUUCUCCAGUCAAAUUACCUCCUGAUAUUUAAAGAAAUGUUUUGCAACCUAGUAAGAAAAAUGUGUAGAAUGAAUAGGCGAAGGGAGCUUACAUCUUAACUACUGGUUGAUGAGCACAAGAUAUUUCUGUUAAACACAUUUGAAAAGCAUACACCUUUUUCAGUAACUCUUAUUUAUUUGAAACACUUAAAUAGUAUGAGUAUUUUAUAUUAAUUUGUCUCCUGUUAGUGUAUUAAAAUAUUUGCCUUUUUUUUUAUUUUUUUUUAUAGAAUUUGUUCUAUGGUUAAAAUUGUUUUCUAUUUUUAUUCUUCUCAUGCAAAGUGACAAAGUCUAGAUUUCCCCAUGAGUAGUUAAAAAUCUGCUCUACAUUACUGGCCAAUACAUGAUACAGACCAUUAUUACACUUGUGUUGAAUGGAAUUGUCUUUGUCACUCAUUUGUUUUUGAGUGAAAGUGUAUUUAAGCUUCACAAUUCAAUGUGAAAGUAUUGUGCUGCAUUAACGUUAGCAUUCCGGUAUGUACUCCAAGACCAGCUUCACAGCUUUUAAAGGUGCAGUGCCUUCGAAAAGUAUUCAUACCCCUCGACUUUUGACAUUGUUACGUUACAGCCUUAUUGUUUAAUGGAUUAAAUAAAUCCUCUCAGCAAUCUACACACAAUAACCCAUAUUAACAAAGCAAAAACAGGUUUUUACAUUUUUUUUGCCAAUUAUAAAUAAACAACUUAUUUACAUAAGUAUUCAGAUCAUUUGUUAUAAGACUUGAAAUUGAGCUCAGGUGCAUCCUGUUUCCAUUGAUGAUCCUUGAUUAAUCUACAACUUGGAGUCCACUUGAGGUCAAUUCAAUUGAUUGGACGUGAUUUGGAAAGGCACACAACCAUAUAUAAGGUCCCACAGUUGACAGCAAAAACCAAGCCAUGAAGUCGAAGGAGUUGUCCGUAGAGCUCAGAGACAGGAUUGUUUCGAGGCACAGAUCUGGGGAAGGGUACCAAAAAUGUCUGCAGCAUUGAAGUUCCCAAAGAACACAGUGUCCUCCAUCAUUCUUAAAUGGGAGAAGUUUGGAACGACCACCACUCUUCCUAGAGCUGGCCGCCAGGACAUACUGAGAAAUCGGAGAAGGGCCUUGUUCAGGGAGGUGAUAAAGAACCCGAUGGUCACUCUGACAGAACUCUAGUGUUCCUCUGUGGAGAUGGGAGAACCUUCCAGAAGUACAACCAUCUCUGUAGCACUCCACAAAUCAAGCCUUCAUGGUAGUGGCCAGAUGAAAGCCAUUCCUCAGUAAAAAGCACAUUACAGCCCGCUUGGAGUUUGCCAAAAGGCACCUAAAAUAUUCUUAGACCAUGAGAAACACAAUUCUCUGGUCUGAUGAAACCAAGAUUGAACCUUUUGGCCUGAAUGCCAAAUGUCACGUCUGGAGGAUGCCUGGCACCAUCCCUACGGUGAAGCAUGAUGGUGGCAGUAUCAUGCUGUGGGGAUGUUUUUCAGCCGGCAGGGACUGGGAGACUAGUCAGGAUCGAGGGAAAGGUGAACGGAGCGAUCCUUGAUGAAAACCUGCUCCAGAGCACUCAGGACCUCAGACUGGGCCGUAGGUUCACCUUCCAACAGGACAACGACCCUAAGCACACAGCCAAGACAACGCAGGAGUGGCUUCAGAACAAGUCUCUGAAUGUCCUUGAGUGGCCCAGCCAGAGCCCGGUCUUUAACCUGAUCAAACAUCUCUCGAGAGACCUGAAAAUAGCUGUGCAGCGACGCUCCCCAUCCAACCUGACAGAGCUUGAAAAGAAUGGGAGAAACUCCCCAAAUACAGGUGUUCCAAGCUUGUCGCGACACCCAAGACUCAAGGCUGUAGUCGCUGCCAAAGGUGCUUCAACAAAGUUCUGAACACUUAUGUAAAGUUUAUAAAUUACCUGUUUUUGCCUUUGCCUUGUCAUUAUGGGGUAUUGUGUGUAGAUUGAUGAGGAUUCUUUUUUUACAUUUAAAAAGCUGUAAUGUAACAAAAUGUGGUUAAAGUCAAGGGGUCUGAAUACUUUCCAAAUGCACUAUGUGCAUUACUGAGCUUUUUUCCUAAAGCAUAUUGUUUUUUAAUGUGUGUGUCAGACUGUAAUUUAAAGAGCUGGGAUAUUUAUUGCCACAACAGACCUUAUUGAUUGCACUUUUGGCCAUGUUAAAGACACACAGACACAAUAGUACUGUUGUGUUUAGCCCAACAUGCUUCCCUAUGAAUAAAGACCAUAUCUAAAGUAACAAGUGAACAAUGCACUGGAUUUGAAUGAGUAUCACGUUAUAGUUAGCCCAUAUUAUGUAGUAAGAAUUACUGUAGCUAGUGUGGUUGUAUUUGAAAAAUGUCCUUAAAUGUGUUUGCUAUUACACACCUGUAUGCCCCUUGUUAGAUUUAGCUUUCACAAUCAUGUCCUGUCAUUGUUUAUACUGUGUACUUGCAAUAAAAAACAUUAUUGGCUCUUUGAA
Molecule: messenger RNA, 7154 nt
Organism: Salvelinus fontinalis (brook trout)
Lineage: Eukaryota; Metazoa; Chordata; Actinopteri; Salmoniformes; Salmonidae
Product: tyrosine-protein kinase Fer-like
Exons: 19
Coding region: 250-2718 (822 amino acids)
Biological process (GO): chemotaxis; cell adhesion; Fc-epsilon receptor signaling pathway
Molecular function (GO): non-membrane spanning protein tyrosine kinase activity; ATP binding
Source: RefSeq, a predicted model, not a curated record